Messenger RNA from Clarias gariepinus (North African catfish), 1392 nucleotides. RefSeq names its product cytosolic thiouridylase subunit 1 homolog (S. pombe) (gene ctu1). The transcript has 2 exons. Gene Ontology annotation, cellular component: cytosolic tRNA wobble base thiouridylase complex; mitochondrion. Gene Ontology annotation, molecular function: tRNA binding. Gene Ontology annotation, biological process: tRNA wobble position uridine thiolation. The record is from RefSeq and is a predicted model, not a curated record. Bases 235 to 1266 code for a protein of 343 amino acids. NCBI's taxonomy places the organism in Eukaryota, Metazoa, Chordata, Actinopteri, Siluriformes, Clariidae.
GGUAAGCGUGUUAUAUGGUAAAUGUUUACUUAAUCGCAGACCCGAGGCUGUAACUUGCUUGGCAAAUAUUUCGAGUUGCUCUUGCUUUCUUUAAACAGAAACGAACAUCUACAUAAUUGUGCGAUUUGGAUAAUGAGCUAGCUGUAUUUGUACACUUCCCUGUCUUGUGUCACAAGCAGACAAAUUUUGCGGAUUUAGAUCUAACUAUAAGGGGUCGCUCCAGGUUUGGUCAUUAUGCCCAUCCAGUGUAACAGCUGUGUAGAAAACCGAGCGCUGCUCAGACGCCCAAAAACCGGCCAUUCCUUAUGUAAAUCCUGCUUCUUCUGGGCUUUUGAGGAAGAGAUUCAUCAAACCAUUGUGUCGGCCCGGCUGUUUAAUCGUGGGGAGACGGUUGGGAUCGGAGCAUCAGGAGGAAAGGACUCCACUGUAUUAGCUCAUGUUCUGAAAGUGCUGAAUGAGCGAUAUGAUUACGGCCUUAAGCUACUGCUGCUCUCGGUGGACGAGGGGAUCACGGGAUACCGCGACGAUUCUCUAGAAACGGUGAAGAGAAACCAACAGCAGUACGAUCUGCCUCUAACCAUUGUGUCCUAUCAAGAGUUAUAUGGUUGGACCAUGGACGCCAUCGUCAAACAAGUGGGCCUGAAGAACAACUGCACUUUUUGCGGCGUGUUUCGGAGGCAGGCGCUCGAUCGGGGAGCUAUGAUGCUGAACGUGGACAAGAUAUGCACAGGUCACAAUGCAGAUGAUGUGGCGGAGACGGUGCUGAUGAAUGUACUGCGUGGUGAUAUUGCUCGUCUGCGUCGCUGCACAGCAAUCACCACAGCCAGUGAUGGUGAAGGAGCAAUUCCACGUUGCAAACCUCUCAAAUAUGCUUAUGAAAAAGAAAUUGUUCUCUAUGCAUACUUCAAAAAGCUUGACUACUUCUCUACUGAGUGUGUUUAUUCACCCAAUGCUUACCGUGGCUAUGCACGUACCUUCCUCAAAGACCUUGAGGCUGUCAGGCCUAGUGCUAUCAUUGACAUCAUCCACUCGGGUGAGAACCUCUCUGUGAAGGAAGGAGUGAAGAUGCCUGUGCAAGGAACAUGUUCACGCUGUGGUUAUAUCUCCAGCCAGGCACUGUGCAAGUCUUGUGUACUGCUGGAUGGCCUAAAUCGAGGCUUGCCCAAACUUGGGAUAGGCAAACACCACCGGCUUCAUGACAAGAUAUUGGCCCAGCAGGCUUUAACAAAACAAGAGGAGAAGAAGCUAAAGGCAGUGGACUUUUAAUGUAACUUCAUAAGUGUUUGUGCACAUAUAAUAGAGGGGGAGGUUAUUGUUUUUAGCCUUUGAUUUUGAAGUAAUGUUGUUUAACUUUCUUUGGUAUUCUACAUUAAAGCAGACUUUUGCAUUUAA